AUGGACACGUCCGCACCCCAGCAGCAGCAGCCUCCGACAGCAUCCGCCGAGACUCCGAAUGUGUGCAGCGGAGAGAUUGAUCGUGUCCUGAGACAGAGGCGGAAACGGCAUGAGUCUAGGUCUUGUAUCCCGUGCAAGCGUCGCAAGGUACGGUGUGAUAGCCAAACACCUUGCGCAACUUGCCAGAAACGUGGACAUACUGAGAUCUGCGUAUACGAAGCUCCUAGGUCUGCUAGACGCACAGCUCCAGUGCAGACAAGUCCGCGUAACGAAGGAACACCUGGGAAUCCAGCGAGACCAGACAGUGGUGCAAGUGCAUUGAGAGUUCCUCACUCGGUAUACCAUGAAAGGGACAACCGACAAUCGAGCCCAUCACAAGAUUACUCAAUUGCAUCCAUCGCGGGAGAAAAGGCGCAGAAGCAGACUGAUGCAGAAGAACUGGCACGAGAUUUCGAAUUGGACGUGCACGGCUACUUGCGAGCCUACACCGCGGGCGAGUUUAAAUCCACACCCAUUUCAGACGAUUGGGGGAAAGAGAGAGCAAUCGGCUUUAUCAGCUUGAUUCUUGCCGUCCUAUCCUCUGCCGCACAUUACUCAGAUCUCACUGGAUCCGAGAGAUCUCGCACCUGUUAUGACCUUGCCAGAAGGUCUUUCCAGGCGUUACGACUGGCAAACUUCUUUUUCCGUCCAACCUUGGAGGUUGUUCAGACAAUAUUAGUCUUGGGCAACAUGCUUCAAAACACGGGACAGUCUGAUGCAGCUUGGGCAUGGCUCGGUACCACGGCUCGCCUAGCUCAAACUCUCCACUAUCAUGCCCAAGGGAGUAGGACGAACCUCCCAGAAAUAGUCAAGAUUCAAGCGAGGACUUGUUGGUCAAACAUCAUAUGGCAGGAUACUCUGCUCAGUAUGUGCCACGCGCGGCGCCCAUUAACAAUGAUAAAUGUUCCCGGGCAGGAUUUGGGCUUUCAAGACUCGGAACUUACGUAUCACGGCUUCAUGCGUGCAAUUUGUCGAAUCUCCACGACAGUGCUGAAUAACGAUUCAUGUUAUAUUGCCAGCGUCACAAUAGACAUGCUCGAGCAGCUUGACUCGCUGCACCGCAAAACGAAACCAUAUUUGCAAGACCCCGAUCGAUGCAAAUCGAGUCUUGAACACCUCCAGCAUCUAGCAUUAAAGAUGCACAAGUCCUUCUUGGUUACGUUUCUAUGUCGACCAGAAAUUCGAAAUGCCAAUCGCUCAUCGAACCAAUCGCAGGAAGUACUCUCGGAACAGCAGCUGCGCAUCCGUGGGCGUGCUGAGGAGAACCUCUUUGAAGCAAUCAAGACGUUCCUCGAGUUUAGGGCAGUAAGUGCGGUACCACUGCGGAGCUGGUCGAUGGUGCACGCCGCACUGAGUUCCGUGCUACUUCUGUGCAUAUGGGAAGAGACAAGGGUCAAGCCUGAGUGUCGAUGUCUGAGGGAGAAGGUAAUUGAGGCAUUCUCGUCUCCGGAAUUCAAUGUGGCUGGUGGCCCAGCAUCUGCAGAUGAGAACAGCCAGUGGUUGUCGCCUAGGCAUAUCAACGCACUGGUGACUCUCAAGGAUGCAUUUACUACUGAUGAAUCCGGUUUGCAAGUUGACUAUAACGCUAUGCCGGGCUGGAACAACGCGGACCUCAUGGGACAAUCUGGAUUCAUACCGGGCAUUAUUGAUGCUUGGGACCCUUUCGCUGAGUAUGCAUUGAGUGAUUUUAAUCCGAGCGUUCCUUGUGACCCAGGAGCGACAAAUAUGGAGUUGCCAGCCAUGGACCCAUCUCCCACGAACUACCUCGACUUCAUUAUGAGAGGCUAG
Messenger RNA from Fusarium proliferatum ET1, 1827 nucleotides. RefSeq lists its product as uncharacterized. Gene Ontology annotation, molecular function: zinc ion binding; DNA binding; DNA-binding transcription factor activity, RNA polymerase II-specific. The coding region runs from base 1 to 1827 and encodes 608 amino acids. The transcript has 5 exons. Lineage: Eukaryota; Fungi; Ascomycota; Sordariomycetes; Hypocreales; Nectriaceae. Gene Ontology annotation, biological process: DNA-templated transcription; regulation of DNA-templated transcription. The record is from RefSeq and is a predicted model, not a curated record.